Messenger RNA from Funneliformis geosporum, 1491 nucleotides. Lineage: Eukaryota; Fungi; Glomeromycota; Glomeromycetes; Glomerales; Glomeraceae. The record is from the annotation of a GenBank genome assembly.
AUGUCAGGAAUUGAUCAAAAUAAAAAUAAUAAUAGUACGCCUCCCACACAAAAUUCAGAAAAUAUUCCACCAGCGUCGUCACUUUCACAGGAAUCGCAAAAUGAAAAAGAAAAAAUUGUCGAGAAUACAACUACAGAUUUUCCAACCAACAGUGAUGAAACUUCAAAUGAUAAACCAAAACUUCGAUUAUCAACGUCACUUCAUGAUUUUGUAGUUCAAAUAGCUGCUAACAAUUCAAAUGGAGACGACGAAGAUUCAGUCUGGGGGGAUCAUACCACUACAUAUAAUUUAACUAGAAAACUUUCUAAUGCAGAAGAAGAUGUCUGCUAUCCAUUAAGAAUUGCUAAAAGUGAUGGUUUUGAUUACGAAUCAUUGGAAGAAUAUAUUACAGAAGGAAAGCUUUUAAUUCAAAAAGAUGAGGAGAAUCAACAUUUAUCGCCUGUAGAUUGUGAACCGAGAAAAUUGUCAUUAAGAAGAAUUAGUGAAUUUGGUGAAAGAAUUAAGAAUGCUAAUGAAAUAAAAGAGGAAUAUCGAUUUGUUUUUUAUUCUGUUGCAUCAGGUACCAUCAAAGCAAGAUCACUUGCAGAAAUUCCACCCGAGGGUAAAACAAUGACCGAGUUAUUAAAGCAAGGGAUUUUUUGGCUUGACGUUCUUGCACCAACUGAUUCGGAAAUGAGAAUUUUAAGCUCGAUUUUCCAUAUUCAUCCAUUGACAAUGGAAGAUAUUGAAACCGAGGAAUCACGAGAGAAAUGUGAAGUUUUCAAAAAUUAUUAUUUUGUUAGCUUCAAAUCUCAUGAUAAUAAUUUAAACACAGCUGAAGUUGAGCCUGUUAAUAUGUAUAAUGUUGUCAUGAGAGAAGGAAUUUUAUCAGUUAAUUGGAUAAAUUAUGCCAUAAUGGAUGAUAUUACGGAUUAUUUUGCACCUUUAAUUCAUAAGGUGGAAUUUGAAUCCGAUGCAAUUGAUCAGCUUGUCAUGGUGCUUAAAAACUCAGAACAGCAAGACAUGUUGGUGAGAAUAGGAUUAUGUCGUAAAAUGGUUACGAUGUUAUCAAAGAUGUUGGGAACCAAAGUCGAUGUUAUUAAAGGAUUAAUUAAAAGGUGUGAAGAUAAAUUAUUGGUUAAUGAUAGCGAUAAAAAUGGACCUGGAGACGUGAGUCUUUACCUGGGUGAUAUUCAAGAUCAUAUCAUUACUAUGUUACAGAACCUUAGUCAUUUUGAAACAAUGUUGUCACGUGCUCAUUCCAAUUAUCUUGCUCAAAUAUCAAUUGAAAUUACACAAUUGAGUAAUAAAACUAAUGAAGUCUUAAAUCGAAUGACUGUUUUUGGUACCAUUUUGUUACCGAUGAAUGUUAUUACAGGUUUGUUUGGAAUGAAUGUUCAUGUACCUGGUCAAGAAGUUGAUAGUGUUGUGUGGUUUUUCAGCAUAUUUAGUGUGCUUAUUGCAAUUGGAGUAUUAGGGAUUGUUUUAAUGAAAAGGGUUGGAUUGAUGUAA